AUGUAUAGGGACCACUUGCAUAAUAUAUCGCAUCAGACCAGUUACGAGGAGUUCUUCGACACGUCUAGCCAUCCGUACCAGACGUCGUACGUCGGCGACGACUCGCGCCAGUGGGACAGCGGCGGGCAGUACUUCUAUGAUGACUCGUACGGUCUCAAUGCGCUAGAGUUUGAGAACACUGUCAAUAAGAGACGGUCUUCUGUUGUUCAACUGCCGCAAGUGCCGCCUAAACCUUUGGUGCCAUCGUCUCGGUACUCCGACUACAAUGAGAUGGCGCCGUACAGACCGCGGCCGCGACGGACAGCCGCGAGUCUUCCAGCCACGCCGUCGUCCACGCCGAAGCGAGGCCGGUCGCUGCCCGUGCCGCCGGGCAGCGAGUCGGGCUCGACGCGUGGCAGCCGCGGCCGCCGCCUGCCGCAGCCGCCGACGCCGGUCAACUCCGGCCCGACAUACAGCUUCUCCCGCGCAAGACGCGCACCCUCCGCCUCCACGCUUACGCACGUGCCUUACGUAUCUGAACCUGAGAAAACUAUUCCUGACGUGAGUUAUAGUUACGAUAGCUACAGCAGCCGACAAGACUACGUCACUGCCACUGAUCAAUAUAAUCAGGAUACUAAUUAUAAUACAAAUUAUGAUGAAGAUGGGAUGCAACCUUUCUUCGAUGAAACGCCCCACGCGACUCCGCCUGCAGCUGCUCAAAAGACACCAUGGACUGAAACAGAAACAGUGUCACAGUUUACAUACCCUAUUACUAGUGAAAUCGAUUCGUUAAUAAAUAAAUCCGCGCCAACGACAAUGUCGUAUGACUUACCGCAAAUACCUGUGACGAGUCAACAAGAAACGUAUCAAACGCAUAGUUAUCAAUACGAUUCACAGUACGAAAGCCAACAAUAUAGCUAUAAUCAAAAAGACCAACAGUACCAAGACCAAAAGUACCAAGACCAAAAUGACUAUCAAGAAACUCAACAGCAAGAUUAUGACUAUGACUCACAGUUUUCAUCGCAGUAUCAUACGACAGAAUCAGAGCCAAUUGUUGAUCAGAAAUUUGGACAGCAAUAUCAACAAAGUCAACAAUAUGAGCAAGAUCAACAAUACCAACAGGAUCAACAGUUUAAUUUAGAUCAACAGUACCAACAGGAUCAGCAAUACCAACAGGACCAACAAUUUAAAUUAGAUCAAAACUUUCAACAAGAUCAGCAAUACCAAAGAGACCUUCAAAGUCAACAGUACCAGCAAGAUCAACAAUUUCAACAAGAUCAACAGUACUUACAAGAUCAGCAGUAUUUGCAGCAGAACGAAUUGCAAAAGCCGCAACAGUUGCCAUUCCAACAGCAACAUCAGUUGCAAUAUCAGCAACAGCAACAGCAACAGCAGCAGCAACAACAACAACAACAGCAGCAGCAACAACAGGCAAAGCAACCUGCGCAACAACUUCAGACUACUGUUCUUACUGGUGCAGCUACUUUAGGUUCAUUAAUGGCGGGUGGUGCGAAGAAAUUAGGUAGUUUCUUUGGUGCAGCAGCAGCAGCAGUGGCUGCGCCUGCAGUAACCCAGCCUCCUCAUACAACACCCGCCACGACUGCCCCAACAAGCCAGUUUAUUUCUACCGCAGCUCCUGUCACGCCAUUCACGAGUACCGUGUCAGUGACAACAUCCGUCCCAGAAGUAUCUUCCUCAGUCCCAGUGACAACAGUGACAACGUCAGCUCCUGUUUCAUUACCGCGUGUUCCUUCUCUCAGGAGACAGGAAUCUAUACAAAGGCCUUCGGUGCGUCGAAUACGGACAUUACCAGAUGCACCCGAAGACUUAGCCCAGUCGAGUUUCGACGAAAGUGCCUACGAGGACGAGUAUCAUAAGACUGAAUUCGAUCAAACAACAGACCGCGAUAGGACCUCUUUGGACAGGUAUCGUGAUGAUGAUUAUGCGCAUGAUACCAUCCUUGAAGAAGCCCCUGAAGAAAGGCGUUUGUCACAACCGCCGAGUCCAGGCUUGCAAAAGCAGGCGUCACCGACAAGAACUGUUAAUCAAAUAAGGAAACCUUCAGUAGACAGCUACCACAGUCAGACGCCGUCGAUUGUUGAUCGUAGAACCUCGCAAAGUUCUUUUCAUCAUGAAGAUAAACUUACUGUACCGACAACACAAGAAGCCGAAAUACUCACGGAUAAAACCAAAGUCACGUUCGAUGACCGAACAACAUACCACGAGGUGCCCGAAGAACCUGAUGGGUUUAACGAAUCUGAGCAGUAUGACGAUAAUGUCGAAGAAUACAGAGAUGACGAGUUCCCUGACCAAGACGAUACGUUUAGGGAGGAGAGGGAGAAGUUCGAUGGUCAGGAGCAGUUCCAAGAGACUGAUGAACAGUAUCAAGAAGAAGACAGUGUGUUCCGUGAGGAAGAGGAAAGGGCUGAAGAAGAGAGGCUGGAUUUCCAACCGGAACAGCCGAAGCUGACCGCGAAGCAGCGAUGGCAUCGGGCCUACAACAAAAUCGUGAUGCAGUUGAACGGUUACAAGACAAACGCAUAUACUGAACCGUUAGCACUGCGUCCCGUCGUGAUGGUAAGCGUAUUACAGUGUAGGAAAAUGGCUGCGCGUUGUUAUACGGUCCUCGAACGACCUCAGGACAUGACCUUGAACCUUAAUGAGAGGGCUUUGCUGUUCACUGAAUGA
Molecule: messenger RNA, 2667 nt
Organism: Trichoplusia ni (cabbage looper)
Lineage: Eukaryota; Metazoa; Arthropoda; Insecta; Lepidoptera; Noctuidae
Product: inner centromere protein A-like
Exons: 9
Coding region: 1-2667 (888 amino acids)
Source: RefSeq, a predicted model, not a curated record